UGCGACGCCGGCAGUUUCGAGCGAGUCCUGCCGGUGAGCGUUCGCACGGGUCGAGCGAGCGGGACUUCCUCCCUCUCGUCGAUCGGUGGCAGAUACCGGUGCGUCGUUCCCCGGGUUGCCUCGGGUUCCCUCCGAAACGGAGCGUGUGAUACGGACGUGCCGCCUCGUAGUGCCGUCGUUUGCCGACUCUCUUCGGUUUAUCAGUGUUUCACUCGCGCUCGCAAGCGCGCGGCAAAAAUCGAAAAUCGGCAUCACCGAUGACGCGCCGCUUCGGUCACGAGACAUGUUCGCGCAGUCGAGGAGCGAUAUCGUCCUUUGAUUGAAGGCAAGUUCCCCCUCCCCCGCCCAAUGCUUAUCUUGGCACCUUCCAUCGAGUCCUUUUUGCUAACGAUUCUGCACGCGUCUCCGCGUUCCCGGAACGUAUCCCCUAGUCACGCAUCGAGUGAACCGAAAAGUUUAUUGCUUUAUUCUUGAUCCAUUAAUUAUUGGUUCUUCAUUCGGCUGCUUCGAUUAUUGCCGAAAACAUUUUUCUCUCUGCGCACAUAAUCGAAAACGCUCACAAAGUUCGCUCCUUCGAAGAAAUGCGAGUUAUCGAUGAUUAACCCUCGUGCAAUCGAAUUUGCUUCAAUUUCGCAAGGCAAACUAAUAGUUACAAUAUAGAAUUGUGUAACAGCAGAGUGCUUUGUCUCUGUUCACUGCCUUUCAUUCCUCAGUUGUGCUUAAUGUUUGGACAUCGUAACGCGCGCUUCUAUAAAGGACGUUGACGUGACGUACACAGUCAGAUCCGCGUAAUUUGAUUCCGAUAUAUUAAUCUCACGCAUGUGUACAUAAAUCAUACAUUUCCAAUCAUUAAAGACUGUAUCUAUCUCCGAUUGAAUAUCGUAAUUUAAUAAACUAACUGCGCUAAUUAUCUUUCAUAAUACAAAUUAUUAAGUCUUUACUGUAAAAAAGUCUGCCUGCUCGAGUAAAUGUUGCAUCAGCUUUUAUCUAUUAAAGUAUCUCUCAUUGUCGUGUCCAACAAUUGCAACAAUAUUCCAAAACGGCGUAAAACGACCUUACAUUUAUCUCAAACGAGCGAUGACGGAGGCACUUUUGCGAAGUCAGCCUGCCAUUCUUGUGUAUAUGACUCCGCAGUCCGUGCAGAAUAUACGGAAAAAAUUGAAAAUUACGCUAGAUACAAAGAGAAGAUGUAAAGAGUUCGAAUGCAGCGAUACUGCCAUAGCCGUUGUGUAACGGAACAUCCUGAAGGUCUGCCACUCGUUGUUGCGAUCGCCUUAAAUUCCGAUGUUCGCGUACAUCGUCCAGGCGCAAACCAUCGCCUCGAAAGAUGCCUUCUCGAAGAGCGCGGAUCGACUUGAAGACAUCUCGCGGUCUCGGAUUGUAGAUGCCGAUUCCUUAAAACUUCGUUAGUUUCGUACGUCAAGCGCGUUUGGCGUGAGAAAAGCGUCAUUGUUUCUCCCGAUUUUGCAGAGAACGACGAGCAAGCAACUUGGAAACACGGUGCAACAUCGAUGCGAAAAUUGACUAUAGAUUAUCGAGAUUGUCGCUGUGUAAAUCUAAGAGAUCGCGCGCGCUUAUAUUUUUCGUGUAAAAAAUACGCGGUAUUUGUUUUAACUAUAUUUUAGUAUUAUUUAACAUAUUGUUAUAUCGACCAAGAUUAAAAUAAAAUCAUAAAUGGUAAUAUCAUUACGUUUGUUGUCAUAACAUUACAGUGACUAACGUCAAUGUUUUCACCGUAGCGAUAAUCCGUGAUCACGAAACAGCGAUAGCUCUUUAGAACACACACAGCAAAACCCAUUUUGCAUUUCUGUUCAAAACAGUUCUCGGUACAAUUUUUAUAUUACAAACGCAACAUAUAUCUAUGUGUAAAUCUAACACAUUGCUGAUAUGUUAAUUGAACUUUAUACAUUAAAUUUAUAAUCAACUAAUUCAAAUGUAAAAAUAACAUAUUUUAUAUGCGUAAUAGUAAGAAUUCCACCUUGUUGACGCGGUGCAAACUGUACAACAAAUGAAUUUCCUUAACAUUUUCCUGAAAUAAAAUUUAACAUUACAAAUAUGUUCGUUUUACAUAAAAUUUGUUUUCAAGCAUCGUAGUUUUCUAAUUUUAUGUUAAAUUAUCUAUAUAAUAUUAACGUCAUUGUUUGACAUAUUCGCGUCAUGUUACACAAAAAUUUGAGUAAACUGUCUGUGGGACAUGAAACGUGUUGAAUUUAACACAAAUUUUGUGCUGCGUAUGCGAAGUACAUAUAUGGAGUGAAUUGCAUUAUGCACGCUAUAGUACACACCGACACACGUUAUACAUUAAACCUUAUACGCAUUACGCACUAUAUAUUGCACGUAAUGUGUUGUGUACCGUCCUUUUAACCGACGCAAUCGAACAUUAAAUACUUUCCGAACUAAUACAAAUAUCGCAAUCGAUGUGUGAGCGAAGUAAUACGUACCUCGGUGAACAUUCCAAUCUUAUGCACGUGAUAAUGCCCGACCGAGGUCGAUCAUGUUGUAAAUAAAAAUAUUUCGUAAACGAUCGGUCGUAUGCUCGCUCGAGUUUUAUUAUCGUCGCAACGCGUACUCCAGUUUGCUCGACCACGCCGAUAGGCAACAUUAAUGUUAUAAACAAUGUAAUUAGUGUGAGAUACGCAUUGUAUGCUCUACAACGCGAACUCACCUAUUUCAAGUUAACGGUAUAAGAUCGUAAACGAUGCACGAGGUGCAUUACAGUUAUGCAGCGCGCGCCCGCUUUAUUUCGCAGGAUUAAACACGCCCCUUUUAACACUUUGAUGGACAGCCGAGAGACGCAAAAGAUAUUAGAAUAAAUGUAGAUGCCCGUAAGAAUUAUAUAUAUAUAUAAUUCUCGAUAUACCAUGUGCAUAUGGGAUAUAUCUAGAAGUACAACGCCAACAUUGUUCAUAAUAUAAUAAGUGCACUGUGUGCGUCGUAAAAUUUAAUCAAAAUUAUAUGGAUAAAUAGAACAUAAAAUGUAUUUUAUCGGUACGUAUAUUUCAAGCAUUCAAUUUAAAGUAGAAACUUAUUCAUUGAACGUUUCGACCUUGUUAUAGAUCCUUUUUAGCCAAAAACUAAAAUGUUGUUAGUCUUUAGUUUUAACUGUCCACUAAAAAGGAUGUAAAAUAGGAAACUUUAUGCAUUGGCUCUGCCAAUGAUCGGUUGCAGCUUAUUUAUAUUUUUUGUUUUUAAUAAAAUAAAAUAAAUUUUGCAAAUAUAGUAUAUUUGUAGUCUAAAGUAGUGCUAAAAAAAGAAACAUGUGAAAAUAUAAAUUUGAUAAAUAUGAUUAUACGAUUCUAAUACUAUCAUAUUUUAAAUAAGGUAGUUAAAUUUAGUUUCACAUAAAACGUCAUUCGAUCGAUUAACUUCGCAUAUUUUCUGUCAAAUCCGCGAGUUUUCUCGAGAAGAGAUCCGUCUGCAGCUAUUCAUGUAACGAAUGUGUGUCGGAUCAGUGCGUUCGAGGCUGUAUGCCUCAGGGUCGAUAGUUUUACUUUCUACGGGGACGCCAUUCGAUGAAGAAUAAAAAAACAUGGAAGAUACAUAAGAAUUAAGGAGGAGAGAAAAGAGAGAAAGAGAUACGUCACGUGCGAUCGAAAUAUUUACCGUAUUUCACGUGGCACCGAUUUUAUUCGACUCUGAGCGGCUCGUUGGAUUUGACCGUUUACGACGUUAAGAGUCGAGAGUCAAAUCGGGUCACCAAAAUCCGGAUUUUGAAAUUUGGUUCUACAUAAUCGCAUCAGAACGAGCUUUAACGUGCGAUCUGGUUAUGAUCUUAUAGAACUAUACGUCUUUAAUCGAUGAAAUGGCGAUGGUGAUGGGUAGCUAUAUCGUUCCUUGUUCGCAAGGACAAUGGACAUCUGCUCGCUGGAACGUACAGCACUUCCCGAAAGGCACGCAAGUUCUCGUGACUAGUGGAGGGUCAGGUGUGCCUAACAGCACAAACGUGAAAGCGCAAACCGUGCAAAGUGUACAGAUCCCGCAUAUUUUUCUAUUUAAUAUGUCCGCGUACAUACAUAACUGAUUUUAUCAGUAAACAUUCGAGAGAGAGAGAGAGAGAGAAUGAUAUGUAUAAAUUUUUUAACUAUAACGUAAAACUUGUCAAACUAUUUGAGAAUUUGAAGUUGAAAAUGCAUUUUCAAAAUGGUUAGUUUCUACACGGGACAAAAUUAUUUUAAGUCCGAAAGAUAUCUAUGUUUUGUUUAUUAAUUUUGGAUAUUGUUUCAUGAACAUUAACCUUUUAAACAUUAAUUGUGCAUUCCAUAUUUGGUAACUCCGAAUUCAUCGGAAAAUAAGCAGGCUGUGUCGCAACUCAAGUCCAAAUUGGGACUUCACUCGUUCACUCUAAAGCCGCUAUGUUAACAAUCUCGACCCAUCUUUCCUUUCUACCACAUGUCCCACAUGUAAAGUAUCUAUACAAAUUAUGAAAAUAUGUAAAAUCGUUCUAUUUGCAAAAAUUAUAAAAUAAGAUGUCGAUUAAAAAUAUAAUUCCUUGCUGAUACUUUUCUGUAACUUGACUAAAUAAUUGCCAAAAGACUUAACUGAUACUUUUGCCGUUUGUAAUUAUAACUGAUUAUAAUAGUUACAAAUAUUCGCUAGUAUAGAGAGUUUCAUUCGGCCCUUUCACUCGUUGCAAUGCCAGAUACAGUCUGUUGCUUUCUCCGCUCGAUCGAAUUUGCGAUCCUAUAGAUCGCAUUAAAAGCAUAUCUCUUUAUCUUAUUUUAUUCUAGAUGCAAUGUAAAAUGUACAUGCAUUCUCUUUAAUAAUAGUAAGAUAACAAUAACUAAAACAGAUUGCACGUUGUAAAUUUUGUUAAUUGCCGAAUGUCGUCAUUGAUAUUUUUAUCCGCGCAAUUGAUCGAUCAAUUGUUGAUUUGCAACAUUAAAACAUACAAGUAUAUUUUAUUUGAACAUAUUUUAAUUUAAUAAUAAAUAAUAAAAAAUAAAAUAAUGAAAGAACAAAAUUUACAACGUGCAACAAAUAAUAAAUAAAUAAUUAUGCGUUUAGAAUUGAACGCACGAAGACGUGAAAGACGAUCGUUGAUCAAACAAACGUAUAGAGAAGCAAUCGCGGCGCAACGCGCAACGUGGAAUGCGAAAAAAUAAGAAGCAAGAGAAACGGAACGCGCGUACAAGAGAGUUCGUUGUCCGAUUACCUACCUGUGAUGAUUUUCUCGUGGUCCAUUUUACUCGUUUUUAUUUAAAAACAUAGAACAUAUGUGUGCGUGCACGUGAACGACAGAUGUGCGUAUACGAUAGCGUCCGUUCCGUGGACGAGAGCUGACGUCACCCGGCGACAAACCUUUCAAGGAAAUCUGAGGUUGUCUCGCGAAGCCUGACUCCAUCUUUCCCUUCCACAUUUCUCUCUUUUCUUUGCUUUUCUUGCUCUUGCACGUACAGGGUGUUCCGUAAAAUUGACCGUAGUAGAUCUCAUUGAAGUUUUAAGAAUUCUGAAGCAGAUGUUGUUCAGCUAGUGUAAUUUUCAAGAGUCACUACAAUAAAUAUUUAUUAAUAUUUAUGAAUGCCUAUUAAAAAUAUUUAUAAUUAAUGAUUGUGAAUAAUUAAAGAAAAAGUAAGGAAGAAUGAACGGGGAUGUGCGCUAACAAAGUUCUGUAAGCUGCAAAAUUAAUUGCUCACGCUUUUAUCUGCUUAAAUUAUACUUGAUUUGUUACAAUUCGCACUGAUAUUUGUAAGCAAUGUUACUUGCAGCACACUUUCACAAUGCGUCUUUUCAAACGUUACAUGGCCGACACAAGCCCGCAGCUUGUUUCUGCUGUAUCUAUCUCUCAGGAUGUCGCUACGAAUAGCAUCGAGAGUAGUGCGCCCGAGAAACAGGAGGAGAGAUCGAAGACGGACGACAGGCUGGAAGAUACUCUUUCAGCUGCCAAAGAAGACGUCGAUGUGCAAAAAGAAUCGACUCCUGUCGAUUCUAUCCUGACUCGUAAAGGAAUUUCGAUGUGGGGACGAAAGAUGGGUCAACGAUGGGACCAGAUGAAGCGAUCGGAUAGCUCCGAAUUGCUUUCGGUAUCGCGAAGACGACGACGACGAUGGAGCCCACAUCGGAAAAGUGACUGCGACGAAGCUUCAGGCGAGAAAGAAACUGGUAAUAAUGAAUUCCCGAAGCCAAAGAGAAUCCCCAGGGUAGAAUCAUUGAGAAACCUCUUCAGGACCAUCGGUGAUCAUUCCCUCAACUCUAAGAAUACCGCGAGAAGCGCAACGAUACAGGAAGAGGACGUUGUUGGUCACUGCCCGAUGGAGAAGACUCUCAGCGAAGGUGCGAUCAGGAAAGUUCCGUUUCGAGACGCCCGCUUUGAAGGCAUCGAUGAUCGGGAGUUCGCCCGGGUUGAUCGGGAAAGCUUCCUGCGUCGGAAGAAACUACAGUUGAGUCGGAGUAUUCAGGAUCUUCAGGAGCAGCAACGAGUUCUGGAUUACAUACUCAAGAAUCAGGAGAUUCUGAAGACGCGGCAGGGCAGCGCAUUCGCGAAGGAGACGUUGGAGAACGCGGAUACAAGUGCGAAUUCAAGAUACUCUAACGGUUGUUCAUCGUCGGAAAAAGCAAAGAGCGACGUCUCAACGUCGGCUGAUCGUGGACCGACUGGCAGUGCUAAUGCCAAUGAUGUUAAAGAAAAUUCUCUUUCACAUUCUUCCGGUUUGCUGACUGGUUUGGAGGAUCUGCUGAGCAAUUUACGUAUUGGCUGCGACGAGAGUGGCUACGAUUCAGACAGCACGCGAGCUGGAGCAGAUUCACCAGACAGCGAAAAAUCGGCGGCGCCGCCGUUGUUAAAGCCGCGUAGUUUCUCGAUAACAUCGGACGAUUAUCGCGACAUCAAUUUGUCGCUAUCGUACAACAAUACCAAGCAAGAGAAAGACGUAGCGGUCGAAUCGUGUUCAUCGGAAACACGUCCCUCCGGAGCCGAGAAAAUCAGCACGGUCGAUGCGAUCGAUGUCGCAACGAGCAACGCUUUCCUUAAUGAUUCGACCACAAAUCGGUCGGCACCAUUAAUGUUGGAGGAGGACGACACGGAUAGUUGCGAUGAAGACACUUUUGCCGAUUUUCUGGAAUAUCAACCGGAUUUAACGAGGAAUUACUCUAAGACGGAUGCGGAUCUUGCGAAGUCUCGACAUGAUCUAUUAAGAGCGGCAUCCACAAUUUCCACUGGACUUAACGAGGAUUUGACGAAACUCCAAGUGACGGACAGUAGUGAUCUCGAUUCUACUCUGACGCAAUCCGACGAUGUUGCUGAUGGACUCGACGAUAUUAAGACGAAUGUUGAUCUCGACGAAAAGAAGUUUUGUAACGUAACGUAUACGGAAAACCACAUAGGUGUAUCUCAAGUAGGCAAGUUGCAGAAUUUCUUGAAGGACAAGAAAUCCAGGAAUCGAAAGUGCUCCAGUCCAAGUGUACUGCAUCUUUUGGAGCAUGCGGCGUCUCCGUGUAAGGACAGUCCGCCGGCUAACAAGAUCUGGCCCCCAUUCGAAGUGACAGCCAUCCCUCUACAAUACUACAGCCCGAAGAGAUCGCGUUCCGCGGAACUCGACACGACCAGCGCGACGAGAAACGCAGCGAAGAAAGCGUCAACGAUGAGUACCUGCAAAGCCUCGCUUUCUGCCGUUACUGUAUCGAAGACCACCAAACCUGUCGCUACCAAGAAAACCUUCGCGCGACGCGAGUUGAGAACGAUGAAGCUCACGGUGAACUGCAUGGUGGGUCUUGGUAUUUCCGUUGAACGAUGCGAGGCGGCUAGGCCAUUCUACGUGAUCGCCAAGAUGGAUCCCAACGGGGAAGCAGCCAAGUCGAAGCAAUUUCGCAUCGGUGAUGAGAUUGUGCGCGUCUGCGGGCGCAGAAUACGCGGCAUGUCGAUGAUGGAGGCGCGAAACGCCUUGCGUAGCUGUGUCGGCAUGGUCGAACUACAGAUCGCAAGGGAACCGAGCACGGUCUAUGGCGAAGAGAUUGGCGACACCUGGGGCGACGCCAGGACGCGAAGCGAUUCCGACACGCAGAUCUCAAAGAAUGAAAGAAUUGAUUCGUCGACUUCGUCCAACGAUGAUGUGCCAAAUUCGACGAAGACUAUAAAUCCUCACGUUCCUGACGAAAUCAGCUCCAGUCUCCAAAAAAUGACAGGGAUGAAGAAAUUCCAAGUCAUGAGGAAACGAAGUGCCGAAGCUCCCACAGUUCGACGUGGCUCCAGUUUAUCCAUGGAUCUGUUAACCGUUGUACUAGAAAAGGGCGCCCCAAGAAAACUAGGUUUCUCCAUCGUUGGCGGGGUGGACAGCAACAAAGGCCGUAUGGGUAUCUUCGUGAAGGAUAUUAUGCCCGGCGGACAGGCCGCGGAAGAAGGCACUCUAAGGGUGGGAGAUGAAAUUCUAGCUAUCAAUGGUUCCUCAUUGGAUGGACUGACGCACGCCAAGGCAUUGCAGAUGUUCAAGACCGCUAAAGCUGGCAACUUGAUACUUCACGUCGCUCGAAGAGAUCCGGCACAUAAACGAUACGUUACGCAAUCGAAAUCAUAUGACUGCCUCAAUCAAUUAACGAAGUCCACCGAUGAAUGAAACUUGCCGUCAUCAUUGUUACUAAUUAUCAAAUCAUUUUCACUGUUUAGAAAAAUUAUUAAAUUUUUAUAUGAAAUAUGACUUCCUAGAUUUCUCGAUCUCUUACAUCGACAAUUAAUAUGAAGAAAGAAUUAAAGACGCUAUUGGAUAUAUUACGUCCUAAAUAUUUCUAACAUAUUGAUAUGAUUCUGAUACUUUGUGCAACGGUAUAUAUUUGGAUCGUAGCAGAAUCAUAAUUGUGAUAUUGACCGAUUAUUUUCACUAAUGUAAAAAUAUUCCUAGUACGUCCUUUUUCUGGUAGAAGUUUUGAUAAUAAAAGUAUUUUACAUCGAUGUAAGAUCAAAUGUGAAAUUUCUAAAAUCUCAAAGAUAAACGCAGCCUGUAUAUUCCUAUUUACGUUUAUCUUUCAUAUUUAACUUAUCAUGUUCUAACAAACGAAGAAAGGUAGAAAUAAACUUUACGGAAUGAUUGUAGAAUCAUAUCGCUAUUGAAAUAUUCGCUGAAACGCACUUCUAUUUUGUAUACAGAAACGUUAUACUCCAACGUUAAAGCGAUAUUAGAUAAAAUACGAAAGGUUUAGUUAGUGAUAGCAAUAUUAUGUGCCUUGUAACCAUGUCCUGUUAGAUGUGGUAUGCUAACAACUUGGAAUAUGGUUUGAUUUAACAAUAUCAUGGGAUUUAACAUAUGUUUUUAUUUGAAAACGUAUUUCUGUCUAAAUCAACCUACGAAGAUUAGAAAGCUGAUUAAUUUCGUUCGAGAGCACAUCAAUUAUAUCCAUUGUGUAACAUUGUAUUAUAAUAGUAUUAUAACAAGAAUCAAUAAUCCUGUUUAAGUUAUUUUGUUAAGAAAUGAACGACAUCAUAAAUGUCUACCUACAAAAUGCUGUGAUAUUGAUUGUAGUCGCAUCAGCUGAUAUUAUACGAUUGUGUAUUUAAUAAUAAAUGUGAUUUUGUUAAAAA
Messenger RNA from Ooceraea biroi (clonal raider ant), 9505 nucleotides. RefSeq lists its product as uncharacterized. The record is from RefSeq and is a predicted model, not a curated record. NCBI's taxonomy places the organism in Eukaryota, Metazoa, Arthropoda, Insecta, Hymenoptera, Formicidae. Gene Ontology annotation, molecular function: protein binding.